Ochlerotatus camptorhynchus is the source of this 8561-nucleotide messenger RNA. RefSeq names its product hormone receptor 4-like. Bases 2056 to 6156 code for a protein of 1366 amino acids. The transcript is spliced from 8 exons. Gene Ontology annotation, cellular component: chromatin. Gene Ontology annotation, biological process: regulation of DNA-templated transcription. Lineage: Eukaryota; Metazoa; Arthropoda; Insecta; Diptera; Culicidae. Gene Ontology annotation, molecular function: sequence-specific DNA binding; nuclear receptor activity; zinc ion binding. The record is from RefSeq and is a predicted model, not a curated record.
CGGCGAAUGUUGUUAUUGGACCCUCGUUCGGGCCCCGGUUGACUCAGCUUCGUUCAGUUGGUAACCUACUUUGCUUCGAUUAGUACACGUUUUUUCCGACCCGCUACGAACUUUGCAAUUCCGCGCGCACUUUUUCUUGUUCCCAACCCGUGUGGAUACUCGCGGUGUUCCUUCCGGGAUCACUCGGUCCCUGGAUUCGAUUUAAUCCCACGAGAUGAAAACACAAACUUUUCGUUGUUCUCUAUCUUCAUCGUUUCGUAUCCUAGUUUCCGUGCUUCCUAUAUAUAUUCACGAUAGUGUUAAGCAAUAUGUUUUUAAGUGAUGGAUUAAUGAACUCGAGGUUCAACGACUUGGUUACAUGGGAGUGAUAUAUGAGUGAGAUUGAACAGGAAUUCAAUCUAAAGUAUGCUGUCUAAUGUCGCAAGAGGCGAGCCGGAAGUAUCAGCAAAUAUGCUAAUAACGGGAAACUUGUUGCAGAAAGCAGUUAUCCUUGAAGAACCAUCGUAUCUUCAAGCGACUCAUCUUCGUGGUUUUGAUCGGCAUUGACCUUAAACCAUCAGUCUCGUAUUUAGUGUUAUUGUGCUUCGUAGUAUAUUCGCAAGUGUGGGAUGUAAACAGAAAAAUAUUCUUCCCUUUAUAAAGAGUGAGUUUACAAAAACAACAUUAUUUACCGUGAGUGUACAGUUGAGUGCAUCAAAGGACUAUCCUUGGAAGAGAGGAAAACAAGAUGUGAUGUACGGCAUCGAAUAAAAGUGUCACGCAAGUGAAGGUGGAUCGUUAAAGUGCCAGUUCGGCUGACGGAAAAAAAAAUCAAAAUAUGGAUUAACGUGUAGCAAGUGGGAAAAUUAAACACGAUGCCGGAAACUUGUCGUCGACCAGUGUUUUGCUGGCGACCGUCGUGAGCAGAUCAACAUCACCGUUACAAUGUAAAGCCGAACGAAAGUCUAACAGAUCUCACCAAGAAGACUGAAUCCUGUUGUGAUACGGAGUCAAAAGUGCAUCAAACUCAUAUAAUAUUAAAUAGUUACAAUCACUGCCAGCUAUCCAAUGUGAUCAAAGUAAAACAAAAGAAAAUCAAAGUGUCUUGUUCUUGUCCUGAAGAACCGUCCGUCGUUCAUUUUUAGUAAUCAACACUGCCAGCGCAAAUAUCAUCUUCGUAUAAAACCCCGACUGCAGCGGAUCUUCAACGAGAGCUCAAGGGAUUCGCUAGCUCUUAUGUUAUGCAUUUUUCUUACUAAGGAUACCACAGAAAGUGAUUCAUCAACUACUUAGAUUUCUUCGCCACAAGAAGAAGAAAAAGUGUUCGAAGAUAGUGUGCAGCUCACAGAUGUAUUUUUAUCAGUUGUUGAACCUUGAAAGGAGCAGCGAGAUGCAACGUAGCUAGUAUACCGCAGUACAUAUAAUAGUGUAGUAAUCAAACUGUCCAUGUUCCAGCAUAGUAGUAUUUAUUAGAGAGAGUGACCUUUCCAUCGCAGUAUCAAUUGUGUGCCCUGGGAAGAAUAAAAAGUGAUAGAACUCGGGUGAGAAUGCAUCCGCGAUAAGUGAUUCCACUUUCAAGUUUAUCAAAAUAUUUACAAAGUGACUGCGAAUGCGAGGAAAAUCUGCUUCCUGAUACAGAAGAGAAAAUGUAACGAGAAGAGCCAAUUAACCUUACUCGGAGCAGAGAAAUGUGAAUGAAUCAAUUGAAGGUGGCCCAACGACCGAGUGGAGUACAUCCAUUCUGCCUACAUAGAUUUACAACAACCAACCUGUCACGGGGCGGUACAGUGCUACAGUAUAAUACCGCUUACUCUUUGUGCUCUUGAUAUGAUCGUAAAAAUGACGUUAUCGCAACAGCAACUGUUUGAACCUGAUAAAACUACGGAGAACAAUGUAUUAACGAGUGUGUGACCUGUUUGAACGGUGCAUUAAGAUAAAAGUCAAGAAGCAGACCUCUCAACUCUCAACCAGGAACAAGCGGAGCAAUUCCGCAGAACACGUCGAACGUACGUUCGAUCGGCCAGUGUAACACGUUUAUUCUUUGUUCCGAAUCGCGUUAGAAAUCCAGAACUCCUUAUGAAAAUGACGUCUCUAGGAAUUAUGACACUGAGCCGUGGACCCUACAGCGAGCUCGAUAAAAUGAGCCUUUUCCAAGAUUUGAAGCUGAAACGAAGAAAAGUUGACUCAAGAUGUAGCAGCGAUGGGGAGUCUAUAGCGGACACCAGCACUUCAUCACCUGACCUUUUGCAGCCCCUGUCUCCCAAGAUGUGCGAUCAGCAGCAGUCGGCCGGCCAGCUGGAGCUGGAGGACCACGCCGAACUAGAGGAUGCCUCACCAGCUCCGACGGCUGCUGCAAAUCAUCACCACCACCAUCUCCAGCAUCCUUCAAGCCACCACCACCAUCAGCAACAGCACCAGCAUCAUCAUCAUCAUCACCAUCACCUUAGCAAUAAUGUGGAAAACAACAACACGUUAACAAGCAACAAUAAUAACAAUAAUGACUGUUUGACGUCACCAAAGUUAGUGCACGAUGGUAGCGUGCUGAAGGACGAUGAUGGCGACAGUGAAAGGGCAUCACCUGAUUCGCCAGGUUUGCUGAUUGAUGAACGUCCACCUUCGAGACUGAAACCUUCGGAUCCCGGCGGUAGUACGCCGGGUAUGCUUCCCAAUUCCUCCAAUUGCGGUGGGGGCGCUAGUGUGAUACGUUCGGUGGCGGAUGAGCGUCCCCGGUCUUCAAGUCCGCCAAACAGCCAUAACUUAGCGCUAAUGAAUUCCAUUCAACUGCUGCAGCAACACUACAGUGCGACCAGCAGCACUAGUGGCAGUUCCAUCGGAGGUGGCCAUAGUGGAGCAGGCCAUCAUCAGCAUCAUCAUCAACAACAUCAACAACAACAACAACAACAACAACAACAACAACAACCACAACAACAACAACAACAACAACAACAUCAACAACAACAACAACAACAACAACAACAACAACAACAGCAACAGCAGCAACAGCAGCAACAGCAACAACAACAGCAACAGCAGCAACAACAACAACAACAACAACAACAGCAGCAGCAGCAGCAACAGCAGCAGCUGCAGCAACAGCAGCAACAGCAGCAGCAACAACAGCAGCAGCAACAGCAGCAGCAGCAUGUGACUGUACUAGUCACCCCAUCUCGAAUGAAACCAGAUCAUCCGACGACGUUGGUAACGCUAGGGAUGCGAAAACAAGCUCCACCGUCAAUUAAUCUAGCAAAUACCAACAACAACAGCAGCAGCAACACCAACAGUAGUAGCACGAAUAGUAAUAAUAACUGUAACAGUAGUAAUAAGAACGAAGAGCCUAAUAGACUUACAUCGACACCGCAGAGUUCAACGUCGUCGUCACCUUCAUCAUCGUCGUCAUAUUCAACUUCAUCGUCGAAUUCGUCAUCAAUAUCAAGUGCAUCGCCAAGUCAAGCAAACCAGCAUCCCGUUCAACUUCAGAUGUUUCAACAGCCUCCGUCGGGUGGCAUGUCCAAAUUUUCAUCUAGUCAAUCUUCAUCAAACAAUUCAAACAUCCACCAGCAGCAGCAACAUCUCGCUCAGCAGCAGAUGCUACAAGCUAUGCAGCAGCAAAUCCGAAUAAAAAAGGAACGCAUGCCCCAAUACACGAUAGUGAAUCAAAAUGCCAACAUGUCACUAUUACCGGGUGGUCAAUUACGGCAACAAAACAUUCAUAUGAUUCCUAACCCGCAACAACAGCUAUAUGUGAAACGUGAGCGACCGCUACCUGGUCAGAGUCACACAAUUGUUAACAUGCCACCAGUUUCGAUGGCUGGCCCCGCUAAUCACCAAAGGCAACCACCCACCAGUCCUGUUCAAGUCUGUAAUAGCACGUCACCGAUGCAACCACCAAUGUCUCCAAGUCAACAGCAUCAAAACAGACAGCAAAGUCCAGUUCAUGUGGGUUCCACGAAUAUGGGCCAAUCUCCGCACAUCAUCAUCAAACGUGAACGCCAACAACCCAGUCAAACCAUGGCCAAUCAAGCUAUGCAACUAUCACCAAACAACCAACGGUUACCAAGUCCUAUUCAAGUCAGUCCUACCACAUCUCCGCAGAAUCCUGCUAUGCAGAUACGUCAUCCCAUGAGGGACGCUGCCAUAUUAUUUCGAGUAAAAAAUGAAGCACAAGUACCAAAUCUCAUGCAACAGCAACCCCCCGGUAUGGGGCAUAGGAUUUCCGUUUGGCCUGGCGGUCAACAGCGUAUCAACGGAGUUAAGCCAGAAGUGAUCGGUGGUCCUCUACCACCACUACGAAGCCAAAUGUCACCACAGCAGUCCCCGCAGCAUCAUCAAAGUCCCAGUCCUAUCGCCUCGCAAACGCCACCUCGUAACACUCCGACGGUCAUCAUGGGCGAGUCGUGCGGUGUAAGGACUAUGGUCUGGAGCUAUGACUCUCCACCGCAAGUACAAACCACCACACCACCAAUUCCACAGCUCUCGUCGGCAAGCGCGUUGGCGGUUGCAUCGCAGGGCCAACUUGGUCCAGGAUCUUCGCUCGGGAUGGGUGCCAUUCCUCCUUCACCUGGUAACCACCAUCACCAAAACAGCAACAGCAGCAGCAGUAGUAGUAGUACGAACAACAACGAGGAAGCGGCGCAUCUACUUCUAAGCUUAGGACAAACCGUAAGGCAAAACGAGGCUCAACCAUGGACUCCCAACCGGACCGGGUUACCAUUGAACAUGGAACGGUUGUGGGCAGGCGAUUACAGUCAGUUCCCCACCGGACAUCAAAUGCAUGCACUCAAUCUCACCUCGCAACAGCCGUGGAAUAUGCCACCGGGUCCAAAAAAGGAAUUGCUUGACGACAUGCCUCCAGAUGAGGACGAACAACCUUUAGUUUGCAUGAUUUGUGAGGACAAAGCUACCGGACUGCACUAUGGUAUCAUCACUUGCGAAGGUUGCAAGGGCUUCUUCAAGCGAACCGUGCAAAACCGGAGGGUUUACACGUGCGUCGCGGACGGUACCUGUGAAAUUACUAAAGCCCAACGCAACCGCUGCCAGUAUUGUAGGUUUAAGAAGUGUAUCGAGCAAGGCAUGGUGCUUCAAGCUGUUCGAGAAGAUCGUAUGCCUGGUGGGCGAAAUAGUGGCGCAGUUUACAACCUGUACAAAGUAAAAUAUAAGAAACACAAGAAAAACAACCAGAAAGGAAACAACCACCAAAAACUCGGCUUGCCCGGUGACAAUCCAAAGUCGAUGUACUUGACGUCGUCGACGACGCCGCCGAUCAAGUCAGAAAGUAUUAGCCUGCCAUCGCACCUGGUCAACGGAACAAUUUUGAAAACCGCCCUGACCAAUCCAAGCGAAAUCGUGCAUUUACGCCAUAGACUGGACAACGCCGUCAGCUCGUCCAAGGAUCGGUCGAUCUCGUACGAGCAAGCCUUGAACAUGAUACAUACCCUUAUAGACUGUGAUGCUAUGGAGGACAUAGCGACCCUACCGCAUUUUAGUGAAUUCCUCGCCGACAAGUCGGAAAUUGGCGACAAACUCUGUAAUAUAGGUGAUUCGAUUGUCCAUAAACUCGUUUCGUGGACUCGAAAGUUACCCUUCUACAUGGAUAUCCCAGUGGAGAUCCAUACGAAGCUGCUAACAGACAAGUGGCACGAGAUACUGGUGCUGACAACCGCCGCCUAUCAGGCGCUGCAUGGUAAUAAAAGCAUAAGCAACCAGCUGCAAUCUUCAACCGCCGGAAAUGGACCUGGAGGUGGGACCGUUCUCGCACCAGACAAACAAGAUCCGGAGUUUGCCGAGGAGAUUACAGCCCAUCUACACACGUUACAAUCCUGCCUAACAACCCUCAUGGGUCAUCCGAUUUCGAUCGAGCAGCUAAAAAUUGACGUCGGUCAAAUGGUAGAGAAAAUGACCCAAAUUACGAUAAUGUUUCGACGAAGUAAACUCAAGAUGGAGGAAUACGUCUGUCUUAAGGUUUACAUUCUGUUGAACAAAGAAGUCGAACUGGAAAGCAUACAGGAACGGUAUGUUCAAGUACUUAGGACUUAUCUGCAGCAUACCGUUCCGCACAGUCCAAACCGAUUGGCGGAUCUGUUAUCCCAUAUACCUGAGAUCCAAACUGCUGCAAGCUUACUUUUGGAAAGCAAAAUGUUCUACGUACCGUUUGUUCUGAACUCGGCCAACAUUAGGUAGCAGAUGAUCGAGCAAGGGAUGAUCAAACCUUUCCAGUACGAACAACAGCUGCAGCAGCAGCAGCAGCAGCAGCAGAAUUUAACUUCUGAAGAAGAACAACAACAACAUCAACAACAACAACAGCAACAGCAGCACGACAUUGAUUUCGCAAAUCAGCAACGGCAGCAAACGUUGACGCAGGUUGUACAGCUAUCAUCGCCGUUUGCUGCACAACAGCGGCGCAUCCCGCAGCAACAGUUGCCGCAGUCUUCAAUGGCAACGCAACAAUCGAUUCAGACUUUGCAACAACAACAACAACAUCAACAGCAAAUUGUUCAGUUGCAACCGCGGCAAUCGCAGCAUGCACUGCCCAGUUCUCCCAAUCGCAGCAACAGUGGCUCUGUGACGAUUUUCGUCAUCAAAACAGUGUUACCUGAUGAGUGAUUCUGAUUUCCGCCUACUAUUUUAAUAAGCCCCAGUGAUGCAUCGGAAUGAUUGUUUUUCCUUUUUUUUAUAAUGAAAGUAGAUUUUUAUUUGUUUUUAAUUUGUUUCAAAAUCGAGUCGAUUCUCGUUUUGUUUUCAUUUUUUAUAUAUGAACUGUUUUACCCUUAACUCUUUGUCUUAUUUUACGAUUUCUCGUUGAGCGUUGAAAGUGUCGUAAAAUAAAGAGGUGAACAAUUUUUAACAGAGUAGUUAUAAUGCAUUAUAUACACAUACAAAGCUGAAGUAAAUAGAGAAAGAGAGAAAGUGAACAUUUUUGCAUAUACACCCACACACUCAUAUACACAGAAGAAAUCUAUGUCACUGAUAUGUAAAUGGAAAUACCUAUGUAAUAAACAAAAAAGUUUCACUCCAAACCUGAAUGCAUUGUGCAUCGAUGCCCUGGCGAUAAAAAAAAAGAAAAUGAUUAUUCUAAAUUCGAAUUUGCUUGCGGGUGCCGUGAGCCUAAAUGCUUGCGCGAUGAUUGCUGCAAAACAACAAAUCGAAUACAACACACAAUAGCAUGGAUUCACAUUCGAGGAAAAUUUUUAUUUUCCACUACUAGGAAGUCUGAAAUUAAAUGCCUUCUAUAUUAUAAAUAGAGAAAAAAAAACAAGCGAUCAUAGGUGUAAUUCAUAAGAGUAAAACAAUGGAAAAGUAAGUGAAUUUCCCAUUUCAGAAUUAUAUUUGAAAAGAAAAACAACCGCAACAAAUAUUCGUAUUGAGCAACACAAAAUUGACCCGAAAAAUGUCGUGCAUAAAAUAAACGUAUAUAACAUAUAUAUUUUUAUACAUUUAAUUGAUCGAUUCAUUGUUGUUCUUCUUAUUAAUAUUUUUAUUAGCUAAUUUUACAAGAAAAAAAGUGGAAAACGUAGAUAUGAGCGGAAAAAGUGUAACGCGUAUAAAUGUAUUUUACCAUUCAGUCCUUUGAAAACAAAAGGAAGUGAGAAGACACUUUUGAUUGUAAAAAGGAAAAAGUUCGCGACUGUACCUACUGUCGCGCGCAUCGAGAGGACGCACUGAAAAAUAUUCAACCUCUUACUGUAAAUAUCAGAGUUUCUCAGCUAUGCUUUUAUCUUCUUCUUUUUCUUCUCAUAUUACAAAUAUUUUAGUUGUCUAAGAAACUGGAUGCUUUUAAACUGUUUUUCACAGAUUGUAAAAGAUCGUCCAGGAUGGACAUAAUUUCCCAUGUAAAACCGCGCCCGUUAGGUGAUAGCAUGUUUUGGAUAGUUUGUAAUAAUGCUUAGUUGAAUGCCAGACGAGUUAAACGAAGGACGGUAGUUUCUUUCAUUUUUCCUCCAUUGGAGCAAGUACACGUACUAUUUAGACGAGCAUGACGGUAUAAAGAAAAGUACUUUUUAUCCGACACAUCACAAAUGGAACACUUGUUUUUAUUUCGACUAAGGUAACGUUUACUAGGUUAGAAAUAAAAAUAAAAAUGACCAAAACUGAUACAAUGAUCCUCCUUUUUUUUGUUUUAAAUUAAAGCUAUCGUAUUUUAGUAGGAGACGAGAAAAAUCCUUUAUUUUUAGGCGAAUUAUUUAUCCAAACCGUUUUUAUCGUAGACAAAAAGGAAAGUAAAAAUUAACACAAAGUACGAGAAAUUUACUCAUUUUGAAAUGUUUAUGAGACUCGUUUUUUAUUAAAGUAACUUAAAAUUUCUAAUAAGUAUUUAUGCAAAAAGUAUGUUUUGUUUUUCGACGUGGAUUUUUUUCCAAUGCCAGAAGCUACAUUUUUUUAGCUUGUACGUGCGUUUACGGAACGAUAUGAAACCAAAAAUUUAGGAAAGCUAAUAUUAUAUUUGUAUAUGAAACUGACUAACAAAAAAUUCUCAUCAUCUCAAUGUCAGGACGAUGAAGAACUUUUUUUUUCGCACCAUAAACCAUCCGCCAUCUGUUCUCUCUGUAAUAAAUGCAAAAAAAAAACUACACACUAAUACACAGGAA